Molecule: messenger RNA, 2204 nt
Organism: Pistacia vera
Lineage: Eukaryota; Viridiplantae; Streptophyta; Magnoliopsida; Sapindales; Anacardiaceae
Product: probable protein phosphatase 2C 27
Exons: 4
Coding region: 809-1966 (385 amino acids)
Biological process (GO): protein dephosphorylation
Molecular function (GO): cation binding; protein serine/threonine phosphatase activity
Source: RefSeq, a predicted model, not a curated record
AACCUCUACGAACCGAAAAAAUUGACCAAAAGGUAAGAUCCAACGGCUGAGACUCAGUGCCGGCCCCAAACUACGAAACCAUAAUAAAACCUCAUCCAGUAGAAAAAAGCACCAACCAACAACUACUAUCCACGUGUCGGUACCGGGGUUUGUCCGGACAGCUAGAAGAUCCGAAGGGUUACCUGGAAUCGCCGGUAGCCAACCAAACUCCAACAAGUAUAAUUUAGUUUAAUGGUUUCUCUCUCUCCUCGAUCAUUUUCUUUCUCUUUAGAGCAGCUUUUGAUUCUCUCUCUGUUUCUAAGGUAACUUUCUUCUAAGGGUUUCUUAAUUUGAUGAUUAAGAGAAAAGCAUAGAAAUUUCAUGCCUCUGUGAGAAAUUCUUCUACUUACGUCUACUGUGAUUAUUGAAGUUCAUUUCUGUUCACAUUUGUAGUCAUUUCUUCAAGAUAUUUGCUUAUUUUUUUAAUUGUUCGAGUUGAAUUCACCAAAGUUUGAUCUGUAGUUUUGGAGAAUUCGGUUAUAUUUACUGCCAAAAGAUUUCAUUUUUUUGACGUCUAAGUAAGUUGAGAUUGAUGAUUAAGGAGCAAUUGACAGUUGCUUAUAGAAUUUAAGAUUUGUUGAUUUGGCUGUUCUUCAAGCUCUGUUGUUUGUUUGUUUGAUCCUAAAGUUCCAGUGAAGUUGAUCAAUUUGGACCAUCUGAAAAUAUCCUAGUUUGAAAUAAUUUUAGCAGGAGUGAUAAAGAUAGGGUUUUGAUCUUUGAGAGAAGCGUCUGUGUUAGUGAAGUUAAUUUAUGAUUCGGAAGAGUGAAUAUGGCAGGGGGUAUGGAUUUUUCUUCUCCAUUUACUGUAAUAGAAGGUGGUUAUUCUAACGACAAUGUAUCAGGCAUGGAUAGUGAGAAUUCGGAUAAUUUGGACAAUAUCAAACAAAUUACAAAUGGGAAACCUCCUCGGCAUGCUUCAGUUUUGCGGCAUUGUGUGAGCACCACAAGGCUGCUUGCUGCCACUGAUUUGGCAAUGGAUGUUGGAAUUGUUGUCAAUAAACCAUCUUCUGAUGAAAAAUCGGAUUUUUUACCUGUGUUCCGAUCAGGAAGCUGUGCUGAGAGAGGACCUAAACAGUAUAUGGAGGAUGAGCAUGUAUGUAUGGAUAAUCUAAUUGAGCAUCUAGGUGCAACCACAGACUUCCCUUCACCGGGAGCUUUCUAUGGGGUGUUUGAUGGCCAUGGAGGUACUGAUGCAGCAUCCUUUGUUAGAAAAAACAUCCUUAAAUUCAUUAUUGAGGACUCCCAUUUCCCAAUUUGUGUGGAGAAGGCACUUAAGAAUGCUUUUGUGCAGGCAGAUUAUGCAUUUGCAGAUUCCAGUUCUCUUGAUAUUUCAUCUGGCACCACUGCUCUGACUGCUCUUGUUUUUGGGAGGAACUUGAUUAUUGCAAAUGCUGGGGACUGCCGAGCUGUUCUGGGGAGGCGAGGUAGAGCAAUUGAGAUGUCAAAAGACCACAAACCCAAUUGCACAUCAGAAAGACUGAGAAUUGAGGAACUUGGUGGAGUCGUUUAUGAUGGCUACCUCAAUGGACAAUUAUCAGUUGCACGUGCCAUUGGAGAUUGGCACAUGAAGAAUCCUAAAGGUUCUGCCUGCCCUCUAAGUGCUGAGCCAGAAUUGCAUGAGACACUUUUGACGGAGGAGGAUGAGUUUUUGAUAAUGGGUUGUGAUGGCUUGUGGGAUGUUAUGAGUAGCCAGUGUGCAGUGACAGUUGCAAGGAAAGAAUUGAUGCUACAUAAUGAUCCUGAAAGAUGUUCAAGGGAGCUCGUCAGGGAGGCACUUAAGCGCAACACUUGUGAUAAUUUAACAGUGAUCGUGGUUUGUUUCUCCCCUGACCCUCCUCCGCGGAUAGAAAUACCGUCAUUCCGAGUUCGAAGGAGCAUAUCAGCAGAAGGGCUGAAUUUACUCAAGGGAGUGUUGGACAACAACUGAUCAGAUUUGGAUGGUUCCGAGGGUUGUGUUUCCCAUUGGAGUUUCCUGUGGUAGGGGGUCUUUUGUUUUCCCAUCAAGUCAGAGUUGCUGUUGUUGCUGCAACCGUCCCCUUUGCCAUGGCUGACAUUCAGCCUCGUUCAAGGAAAUAAAUGUCGUGUAGUCUGUAGAAUGUUAAUUCUUUGUGUUCCAAAUCCUGUACAUCUGAGAUAAAUUAUGUUGUACUAAUCCACUUUUCAAC